Messenger RNA from Aedes albopictus (Asian tiger mosquito), 2212 nucleotides. RefSeq names its product carcinine transporter. Gene Ontology annotation, molecular function: transmembrane transporter activity. Gene Ontology annotation, biological process: transmembrane transport. Bases 435 to 2153 code for a protein of 572 amino acids. The record is from RefSeq and is a predicted model, not a curated record. Lineage: Eukaryota; Metazoa; Arthropoda; Insecta; Diptera; Culicidae. The transcript has 4 exons. Gene Ontology annotation, cellular component: membrane.
GUAGUAAUCAUCACCAACAAACCCCAACCGGUUUGAUAACACUGAGUCAUAAAGCCAUACAGUAAGUGAGACAGUCCACUUCGCGAACCUUGUUUGGCGAACCAGACGCGAACCAGCGAGAGAAAUUAUAUGAAUUGCAGCGGCUUUGUGUAUACUUGGUAGUCAGCCGUACAUCAGUUCCGUUGAGAUCUUAUUUGCGUGGUGGACGUGUUUCGUGCGCGUCCCACCCGGCGAUUGUAUUUCCUCCCAUUGUCAAAGGAUUUAGUAAUUAUUAUUCUGUCACCUUCGGGCGGAACAGUUCGGUCACGGUGUCCCCACUGGCAAUGUGAUGUUCGAACGAAGUGGAACCCAAUAUCUUCUAGUUUCCAAUCGGAUCAGUCAGUAUUAAAUGUUUGGAUAAAGCUGUAGCGCAUAAGGCGAGCGAACAAAGAGUGAUGGCCACACAAGACAACGAUGCAGCCUUCGAUAGGAUUAUGGAAUCUGUUGGGGACGAUGGACCGUUCCAAAAACGAUACAAUUUAAUAUUCAAUGUUAUUGGAGUGAUGUUCUUUGCCAUGACGGUAGUGAAUAUUCUGGUGAUAUUGACCGUACCGGAGCACAACUGUUUGGUUCCUGGCAAUGAGCAGCAUAAUGUCAGUGGCAUCGAACGUUGGAAGAAUCUCACUCUGCCGAGAGCACUGAAUAGUCGAGGCGAGUUGAGCUUCAGUUCCUGCACAAUGUACAAUAUUUCAAAGUACCCAACAGAGACCAGUACCAGUGAGUGGAGGUUUGAAGAAAAUGAUACGAUACCUUGCAUUUAUGGAUAUGAAUACGACCGGCAAUACUUUGAUUUGAUACCAAUAACGGAGGAAAAUUGGGUCUGUGACAAAGAGCUGCAUGCCACCAAUAUUUUUGCAUUCAUUCGGUUUGCGGAAGUGAGCGGGACGUUCGUGCUAGGACAGCUAGGAGAUCGGAUAGGUCGCCUUCCGGUAUACCUCAUAAGCAUUGGAGCCGCAACCUUCGGUAGAGCUAUGGCGGUGUUGGCCGCACCGCAUUACUGGCUCUUUGCCGCAUUGGCCUUCGUAGGAAGUUUCGCCUCCAACACUGGUUUCCAAUCUCCGCUGAUUGUAGCGAUGGAAAUCUCUAAGGACGAAAAUCGCGCUGCACUGUCCCUGUGGCAGCUAUUUGGAUGGACAGUCGGUGUCUGCGUGACUCCACUGAUUCUCUGGUGGAAUCGUAACUGGAUUUGGUUCAUGCUGAUAACAUCGGUACCCUGUUUGCUGUUCUACUGUUUUCCUCGAUACAGUAUUGAAUCUCCAAGAUGGCUCGCUAGUCAAGGUCGGUACCAAGCCUGCAUCCGUCAAUUGAAGAAAAUUGCGAAAGUUAAUGGGAUGAGAUUCAAUUUGACAGUGGAAGAACUCAAAGAAAGGAUACCACAGAAGGAAAUCGAAAAGACAUUCGGUAUUGCCUCGUUGUUCAGUGGUUGGCAUAUGACUAAGCUAACAACUUUGUUACUAAUAUGUUGGAUUUGCAACACUAUUCCUACGUUUACGCUGUUCUUGAUGAGUAUGCAAAUGGGUGGAAACCCAUUCUUGAACCUAUUCUGGCAAGGAGCCGUUGAGUUACCUGCAUAUUUCUGUGGCCAAGUCCUAUGCGAUCGAAUAGGACGGCGACUAACCAACAGUGGAGCCUAUCUAGGAUCAGCCGUAUUCUGCAUUCCAGUAGUCUUGAUUAUUCAUCAAAGUGGAAACGAACAAUACGUAACAGUAUUUGCAGUAAUCGUCAAAUUUUUCGUUUGUGUAACCUACUUUGCACUGUAUCUCCAAUCAUUUGAAGUAUAUCCUACAUCACUGAGACAAACAGGAACUUCGUUCGGUAUCAUAAUAUCUAACGUAUUUGGAGCCCUUGGUCCGUACAUAGUAUACCUCGGCACAAACUUCGAUAUCCGGCUUCCAUUUGUGGCUAUGGGACUCAUAGGAAUGGCAGGAUUUCUAACAUCUAUUUAUCUCCCGGAGACUCUAUACCAAAAGCUACCCGACACUCUGGAAGAAGGACGACGGUUCGGUAAGGAUCAAACAUUCUGGAGUUUGCCGAGGAAACCCAAGGACCUGUGCACCGAGAUGCAAUACAAACUAAGCCAGUAUGAAGCGAUAACUGAAUCUCAAACUGAAUAGUGUACAAUAAACCUUGAACGGAUUAAAAAUUCAUAUUUCAUUAUAAUGAAAUAAUACUA